AUGAAGAGCGAACAGACCUUAAGCGACGAGAUUCUGUUUGAUGAGAUGCUCAAACGUGUUAGAGAUCUCAAUUUAUGCAAGUCUGGUAAAGUUGCUAUUGAAUUCGAGCUCAAAUCUAAGCAUGACAGAUUGCAUGCUUCUUGUAAGGUCGAUUUUAUGAGCUCAUCACCUUGCUCCAGUAAAUCGUCAACACCCAAAAGAAGUAGAAAUUUUCUGACGAAGUCAAGACAGGAUGAGGAUCUCUGCGCCACUAUCGAUGUGCCCAUUAUCGACCGAAGCCAGAUUGAUGAUCUCAACAGCACGAGGUUAGGAGAAGGUACGUAUGGUCAUGUAAUAAAAUGUCGAUUUCGCCCAACACCGGACUCUUUAUGGGAGAACAUCGCCAUAAAAUAUGGUACAGACCCCUCACAUGCUGAAAAUUUAAUACGGGAAGCGAAGGUUAUCCUUACUCAUAUUUCUCACCCAAAUUGUAUAAAGAUUUUCGGGUUCUAUGAAUGCCCAAAGAAUGGGAUGGGUGUUGCAAUGGAAUUGAUGGACUGCAAUCUUGCCUUCCGUCUUGUGAGAUGA
Molecule: messenger RNA, 567 nt
Organism: Ostertagia ostertagi
Lineage: Eukaryota; Metazoa; Nematoda; Chromadorea; Rhabditida; Trichostrongylidae
Source: the annotation of a GenBank genome assembly